Messenger RNA from Rhagoletis zephyria (snowberry fruit fly), 1381 nucleotides. The record is from RefSeq and is a predicted model, not a curated record. Lineage: Eukaryota; Metazoa; Arthropoda; Insecta; Diptera; Tephritidae.
AUGGACCAGUACGACCAGUACGACAGCAGCAGCAGCAGCUAUCACAGUGACAGCGGCGAGGGAGGUGGCGGAAGUAGCAGCUACAUCCGCCUGAGCAGCCGCCUGCUGAGCAACCUCACCUCCUCGCUGCUCACCUCCGAGCCGACCAUCGUCAGUCAGGUGCUGGCGGCAAAUGUGGCCGCGGCCGCGGCCGCCUCCACAGCCAGCGGCCACACGCUGAACAUGCUGAACGACACACCACUGUCGACCACCACCACCACCACUUCCGGUGGCUCGGGUACCUUCGGCACCGGAAACGGCACAAACUCCAACUUCAACUCCAGCGGCGGCGGCGGCGGCAGUGGCGGCUACGUCCCCUACGAGGCCCGUCCGGAGACGUACAUCGUCCCUCUCAUCUUCCUGCUGAUCUUCGUGCUGGGCACCAUCGGCAACGGCACCGUCAUCUACAUCUUCUACCAGCACAAGUCGAUGCGCACCGUCGCCAACGUGUACAUCCUCUCGCUGGCCGCCGGCGACCUCGCCCUCAUCUUCAUCAGCGUCCCCUUCGUCAGCACCAUCUACACCUUCGAGUCGUGGCCUUACGGCCUGCUGGUGUGCAAGAUCAGCGAGUUCGCCCGCGACCUGUCGAUCGGCGUCACCGUCUUCACGCUGACCACCCUCAGCGUCCAGCGGUACACCGCCACCCACCACCCGAUUCGCUACCUCUCCCACAAGGGGCGGAACACCCUGACGCAGGCCAACACCUUCAUCUGGCUGCUGAGCAUCCUCCUAGCGGCCCCCGGCGCCUACAACUCCUACAUGCUGGAGUUUCAGGUGGAGCCCGGCCACAAGGUGAAGGUGUGCUAUCCCUUUCCGGAGCACCUCGGCCCCUGGUACUCCAAGGUGAUGGUGCUCACCAAGUUUCUCGCCUACUACGUCAUUCCGCUGGUAGUGAUCAGCGUCUUCUACACGCUGAUGGCGCGCAGUCUGAUUCGCACCACGGAAAAUCCGGUGGGCACCAAUGAGUCGCAGCACAAGCUGCUGCGCAAUCGCAAGAAGAUCAGCAAGAUCGUCCUCGGCCUGGUGGUCAUCUUCGCCAUCUGCUUCUUUCCCAACCAGAUCUUCAUGCUGUGGUUCUACUUUGACCCGCAGGCGAAUGAGCACUACAACGCUUUCUGGCACGUCUGGCGCAUCUUCGGCUUCGUCCUCUCCUUCCUCAACAGCUGCCUCAACCCGAUCGUCCUCUGCUGCAUCAGCGGCGUCUUCCGCUCGCACUUCAAGCGCUACAUCUUCAGCUGCUUCUACCGGCCGAUGCAUCGACCGCGCGAGACGAGUCUGACGCUGCCCGGCUUCCGUUCCAUCAACUCCAUUGACAUGAACACCACCAAGCAGCAGAUGAUCA